CCGGACUGUAGUUCCUCUUCCCCCGGAGUCUCUGAGUGCAGAGUCUGAGAAGCUCCAGAGACCUCGGCAUAGCUGCAGAGGGUCCCGGGCCGCUCGGACCCCCGUGGCCCAGCUGAGCCACUCUGCAGACCCUCCUCUGGCCCCAGAGACGUCUCAGUAACAUCGAGGCCAAGGUGCGGAGGUAGUGGGACCAGAAAGGUCGCUUGCAUGGAGGGCAGCUUGGUGUGGAUGCUGUUCUUGCCGCUACUGCUGCUGGACCCAGGCAGCCAGGAACCCUGCAAAGCGCCCUCGGAGAAUGUGACAUGGACCGAGGACUUUAAGGAGGACGUCUGCUUGAAUUUCAGCGGCCAAGGUCGGACCCUGCCCCAGAAUCUGUCUUUGCGAGCUAGCAACUUGCGGGUCCUCGAUCUGUCUCGGAACCACCUGCAACAGCUCCCUCUGUCCUUCUUCGUCCACCUGGAGAAGCUGCAAGUCUUGCACGUGGUAGACAACCCGCUGGUCAGUGUGGACGCGGACCUGGGUGCUCGCUGUGAGCUGGACCUCAGGGCCGACUGCAGCUGCGUCCUGAAGGCUUGGUACAAAGUCCGGAGGGACAAUUGUUCAGACCAGUCGUCCUUGUCCCCGCAGUGUCUGCACGCAGGUGGCUGGGGGAACCUCUCCACCUUCCUGGAGGAUGGCUGUGGUCCCCUCCUGCGGCCAGCCACCAUUGGGGCCGUGGUGACUGGCGGGGUCCUGCUACUUGUGAUCGCUGUGGUUGGUCCGGUGCUGGCCUGGCGACUUCGGAGACGACGAGCUGCCCGGAACCAGGACUUACGCAAAGCCUGUGCUGCUCAUGACGGUCCCAGGAUUGGCACAGCCUGGCAGCCCCGGUAUAGCAGCCGGGGACAGGGUGCCAAGCCUCAAGUCCCCAGCCCGAACAGGCCCUCCACGCCCGACUAUGAGAACAUGUUCGUGGGCUUGCCGCCUGCCCAGUACCAGGGCGCUGACCACAGGGAGGAGCCUUUGGAGGACAACGGCUGUUACAUGAACUACCGGGACCUGGAGCUGGCGUCCCAGCCCGUCUACUGCUACUUGCAGUCUCUGGGCAGGGCUCCGUUGGAUGACGAGGAGUACGUGAUCCCCGGACGCUGAGCGCGGGCCUGCCAGCGCUCCCCUCGGGCCAUUGCAACUUUUCCUGGACCUCAGUCUCCGUGUCGUCCGAGACCUGGGGACAGGAAAGGACCGUCCUGGGGGCCUCGGGAGGUCUGAAACUCCCUUGUAAGCCCCACUCCGCCCUGCAGCCCUCUUGGCUGCUGGAGGGGAACAAGGAAAGAGCAACCAGGGACUGAAGGGUCGGCGUGUGAACUCUAUGUUCCGUUUCCGGUCGGGAUUGCCUGCAGUCCUCAAUGAAGGUUUUGGGGCUGGCAGGUGGCGUGGCGGUUAAGGGUGCUGGACUCCCCCAUGGCUGACCACGGUUCAAGUCUCAGGUGGUUUGCUUUCUCUCUCUUUUUCUCACCCUGUCCCUUUCAGGUUCAAAUUAAAAUAAAUAAAGUAUUAAAUAAAUAAAUAAAUAAAUAAAAUAAAGCCUUCAGGGCUGAGGCUGUUGGGUCAAGGUGAAAGGGUUUCUCACCAUAGGAUUUCAGGAGCUCCCCAGAUCUCAUCUCCACCUGAGAUUCCCAAACAAGUCCCCACCCCAUCCCUUCCCUCUGUCCCUCUCAAGCCCCCUUCCCAGGUACCAGGUCUCCAAGGAGUGCCCCUGAGAAAGCCCAUGCUGGGGACCAGCAGUUAGGGUAAUGGCUAUGUCUCUGAACUCCCAUGUAGUCGACCGCGGUUCGAGUCCCGGACCCGGUGGCUUA
Tupaia belangeri chinensis (Chinese tree shrew) is the source of this 1835-nucleotide messenger RNA. RefSeq names its product leucine rich repeat containing 25 (gene LRRC25). Bases 208 to 1131 code for a protein of 307 amino acids. Gene Ontology annotation, molecular function: protein binding. The transcript is spliced from 3 exons. The record is from RefSeq and is a predicted model, not a curated record. NCBI's taxonomy places the organism in Eukaryota, Metazoa, Chordata, Mammalia, Scandentia, Tupaiidae.